AUGCUGUUCAAGGGUUUUGGCCUUGGGCUCUUCAUAGUCCUGGCUGCUGUCCUGAUGCUGGGCAGUGUUGCUGCUGACUAUGAAAAAUUCCUGAGGCAGCACUACGAUAAUCCCAUGAGCAAUGUUGGAGAUCAUUACUGUAAUAAAAUGAUGCAAAGGCGCGGAAUGACCAGCCCCAAAUGUAAGGAGGUCAACACCUUCAUCCAUGACACAAAGAACAAAAUCAUUGCUGUGUGUGGGGAUGGUGGAGAAGCCAUUGACAACGGAUUGCGGCGUAGCAAGAACCAGUUCCGGGUCACCACCUGUAAGAUGAAAGGAUCAUCCACCAAACCUCCUUGUGAUUACAGGGAAAACACGUCACCCAGAUAUAUUGUCAUUGCUUGUGAGAACGGAUUUCCUGUGCACUACGAGGAAGGUCAGAUUUAACAGUAUUUGAAGAUGAUACGAAUUGAUCGGAUGGAGACUCCCUCAAGAUGGCUUCUCUUCUAUGGGAAAAAAAAUCUCAUUUUCUGCUGAUUCUGUGGCUCAUUUCCUGGACUCUUUUUCAUGAUCUGUGCUCAGUUGUGACCAUUGUAAUCUAUCUAGAUAUUCACCCUGCUUUUCUUUUUUCUCUUUAUUCUAUAGCCAGCACAAAACCAAAACUCUGAAUAUCCUAAAUUUUACAUAAACCAGCAAUAAUAUAUCUGCCAAAUGCUUUGAAAUGAAUGAUUAAAAAUAAACAAAAAAAUGCAUUACA
Messenger RNA from Pantherophis guttatus, 736 nucleotides. The record is from RefSeq and is a predicted model, not a curated record. NCBI's taxonomy places the organism in Eukaryota, Metazoa, Chordata, Lepidosauria, Squamata, Colubridae.